AAAAACACUGGGAAACGAUGAAAAAUUUAAAAUAUUAUCAGAAACAGAAAAGUUCAAGACUAGCGGUGGAAAAGAACAGCUCGUAGUUUAUAAUCCUUGAAGUGAUCGUCAGUAGCUGAUUUCAGAGAAAGGUAUGUCAGAAACGAACGACGGUGACGAACGCUGCCAUACGUUUAAAUGGAACUUUGGCCCCAUUCGUCUUAAUUUCAAUCCUGUUGUAACUCUCAUUGCUGCUUUCAAAAUAUGGUUAUUCGUUGGCAUAUGCAUGCGUUACCCCGACUGGUCUCAUUCCAUAAUGACCAUCGCCAAAGUGUGGAUCACCGACAACUUUACAUGGUUCUACAUCGGUAGCGUCAACGUUUGGUUCAUUUUCAUACUGGUCGUUUAUUUUUCGAAGUAUGGAAGCUUGAAGUUAGGACGUGAUGAUGACGAGCCGGAGUUUAGUGAUGCAACCUACUUUACAAUGCUUUUCGCGGCAGGUAUUGGCGUAGGCUUCUUCUAUUUUGGCGUGGCUGAGCCAGUGUAUCACUACAAGCCUGGUGUGUAUGGAAAUCGUUAUUGGGGAAGAUAUUCGGAUAACCAACGAUCUCAAGAUGCCAUCAAUAUCACCUUGUUUCACUGGGGAAUCCACGGCUGGAUUGUCUACGUGGUUGUUGGUCUUGCUCUUGGUGUGAUAUCGCACAGAAAGGGACUGCCGAUGACCAUACGUUCCUGUUUCUAUCCACUUCUUGGGGACCGCAUCUUUGGCUUGUUGGGGGAUGUUAUUGAGAUAGUGGCGAUUGUAUCGACCAUGUUCGGGGUUUGUGCUAGUCUUGGUGCUGGUGCUAUGACAAUGAACUCUGGCUUAAAUCAACUCAAUGAUUCCAUCGAAAUUAACACGACUAAUCAAACGAUAGUUAUUUGGGUCAUCACUUUUUUCGCCACUGUGUCUGUCGUGUCCGGUCUGAGGCUUGGCAUUCGAAGGCUGAGUGAAAUUUGUUUCGGCCUUGGUAUAUUUAUCAUGUUAAUCGUCCUAUUCUGUGGCAAAACAGCAUACCUUAUUAAUCUUUAUGUUCAAAGCAUUGGCUAUUACAUUCAAAAUGUAAUUCAAGUUGGCUUCCAUACUGAUUCGUUUGCUCAGUUAGACAAUGCCCCAGACAACAAGGAAAGUUCCACGUGGAUGCAUAGUUGGACCAUUGCAUACUGGGGCUGGUGGAUAGCCUGGUCACCCUUCGUCGGCAUGUUCAUCGCAAAGAUAUCUAAAGGCAGAACCAUAAGAAAUUUCAUCACCUACACCCUUACUGCGCCUAUUUUUUUCGCCUUUAUGUGGUUUGUCGUGAUUGGCGGCUCUGGCUUAGACAUGGAACGCGAAGCAGCUGCCAAAAAUAUUACAUGCGAAUCCCUUCUUGGCGGCAAGGAUUCUGCCGAACCGUAUGAAGGACUUUAUCGAUUAUCUUGUCGUGAACAAAGCCAGAUGUAUUUUGAUUUAAUCCAACAAUAUGGUGAUGUUGUUGGGAAGUUCCUUCGGAUUAUCUCGAUGGCCAGCAUUUUGUUGUAUUUCGUGACAAGUUCCGACAGUGGCUCCCUUGUGAUUGAUUGCCUCUCAGCUAAUGGUAGUCCAGAUCCCCCCGUCACUCAACGUGUCUUUUGGGCACUAACUGAAGGUGCAACUGCUUGUGCCUUACUCACAGCUGGCGGAAAGAAUGCCAUUGACGCUGUUCUUGCUGCUGCAGUUGCUUCGGGUCUGCCAUUUUGCCCAAUAUUGUCACUGCUUUGUGUUUCAUUGUGGAAAGUGUUGAAAUCCGAAUACGGUGAUGUCACCGGCGACGAGAAAAAGUUCCAUGCUGAUCUUUUAGAAGUGUUCGACUUUCCAUCUGUUAAAAACCUCCAACGAGUCUUAAUCGCCAUCAUAGCACCAUGGUUGCCUGCUGGUCAUGCCGCUGGUAAGCUUUACCGCAAGCGCCCAUGGCGGUAUAUGCUUAUCAUGGCUGUUUUGUUCUACACACCAUUCUUACUGUUUAUUCUGCGUGUGGUGGAUGACAACAUGGUGUAUGUUGGUUUUGCUUUGCUUUGUGGUUUCUACAUUUACGCUGUUGGGUUAAGAGGAUCGAUUCGGGACCUCAGUGGGAUUCCCGGUAAUCUGAUGGAAGAUGGUCUGGCGAUGAUUGUCUAUUUCUUAGCUGUCGAUCAAUUGGAUAAACACAUGUGUAUUGAAGAGAGCCAAAAGAAGAACGAUACAAGACCUCUAACGAAUUUCGGUAAUAAACACAUCAAUGUCAAUGGCAGCGCAGAGGAAAUCAAGGCGGGGCAAUCGGCGCCGGCUGUGAAGUUAUUACACGAAGAGAACACGUACGUUUAAUUCGCAGUUAGAUCGCGAACAUACGCCUAUUAAUAAUAAUUCAUUGAUGUAGACUAGAACCCAAUUACCGUUAGUUAUAAAACUAUAGUAAUUAUUUCUGUACUUAGUUUAAAAAAAAUAUAGGAAUCAGUAGUUAAUUCAUGUCAUUCGAAAACAAUUCAAUAAAGAGUUUUAGAAAUAGAAA
Molecule: messenger RNA, 2522 nt
Organism: Dendronephthya gigantea
Lineage: Eukaryota; Metazoa; Cnidaria; Anthozoa; Malacalcyonacea; Nephtheidae
Product: probable glycine betaine transporter
Exons: 3
Coding region: 134-2338 (734 amino acids)
Biological process (GO): nitrogen compound transport
Cellular component (GO): plasma membrane
Molecular function (GO): transmembrane transporter activity
Source: RefSeq, a predicted model, not a curated record